Pneumocystis murina B123 is the source of this 1239-nucleotide messenger RNA. RefSeq lists its product as hypothetical. Gene Ontology annotation, cellular component: preribosome, small subunit precursor; cytoplasm; nucleolus. Gene Ontology annotation, biological process: rRNA processing. The record is from RefSeq and is a predicted model, not a curated record. The transcript has 6 exons. Bases 52 to 1239 code for a protein of 395 amino acids. NCBI's taxonomy places the organism in Eukaryota, Fungi, Ascomycota, Pneumocystomycetes, Pneumocystales, Pneumocystaceae. Gene Ontology annotation, molecular function: snoRNA binding.
AAACAUUAGGCUUUUGUAUGAUUUUUUUUCGAAAUAAUUUUAUAUUGUAAAAUGAGGAUAAGGAAAUAUAGAGAAGAAAAGGGUUAUAAAAGAAAAAAAACUUUAGAUGUGAAACUUUCUCAAAAAAUUCUAAAAAUUGCUCAGAAGCAACAGGAAGAGUUUGAUGAUAAAUAUUCUCAAAACGUCAAAGAUUCUCCACUAAUAGAGCUGGAGGAUCUUGAAUUUUUAUCUGAAUCUUCUGUUGAUUCUGAUUAUAACCAAAAAUAUUCGGAUUUAGAAGAUACUGACUUUGAAGAAAUUGAAAUUGAUAAAUCUGACCAAGAUUUGUUUGAUAAAUUUUUAGAUCUUGAACCUGCUUUUAAAAAAACUAUGGCAAACCAAAUACUUGGUAAAAUAGAGGAAUGUGAUUCAUCUAUAGGAUUAAAUAAUAAAACAAGUUGUUCUAUUUUUUCUUCUUUGCCUCAGAAAGUUGUUGAUGUUUAUACUAAAGUGGGUUUGCUUUUAUCAAGGUAUAAAUCUGGGAAACUUCCAAAAGCAUUUAAAAUAAUACCUUCUUUACGAAACUGGGAAGAUAUUUUGUUUUUGACAUCUCCUAAUACAUGGUCUCCUAAUGCAUGUUAUGAAGCAACUCGUCUUUUCGUGAGUAAUUUGAAAUCUUAUCAGUUUCAAAGAUUUAUAUCUGUUAUACUUUUUAACAAAGUUCGUCAAGAUAUUUUAGAGCAUAAAAAACUUAAUUAUCAUCUUUAUAUGUCUUUAAAAAAAAGUAUUUAUAAGCCUGCCGCAUUUUUUAAGGGUUUUUUGUUUCCUAUUUGUGAAACUAAUUGUACACUUAAGGAGGCUACAAUUAUAGGUUCUAUUUUAUCGAAAGUUUCUAUUCCUGUUUUGCAUUCUGCUGCUGCUCUUUUACGAUUAUCAGAAAUGGAUUUUUGUGGUUCGACGUCAUUGUUUAUUAAAAUAUUGUUAGAUAAAAAGUAUGCCCUUCCUUAUAAGGUUGUAGAUGCAUUGGUUUUUCAUUUUAUGCGAUGGAAAUCUUUGCAACGGCCUUUAGUUGUUAUUGAACACCAGUCUCUAUUGGCUUUUGUUCAAAGAUAUAAAAAUGAUCUCACACAAGAUCAAAAGGAUAUUUUAUUAGAUGUAAUAAAAGCUAAAGGGCAUGAAAAAAUAGGGCCAGAGAUAAGAAGAGAGCUAAUUAACAGUAUCAAUAGGGGUGAUAUAUCAACCGAAUUUAUGGAAAUAUAA